This is a messenger RNA of Fusarium poae, 216 nucleotides long. RefSeq lists its product as uncharacterized. Bases 1 to 216 code for a protein of 71 amino acids. Lineage: Eukaryota; Fungi; Ascomycota; Sordariomycetes; Hypocreales; Nectriaceae. The record is from RefSeq and is a predicted model, not a curated record. The transcript has 3 exons.
AUGCAAAUCUCAACUACUAUGUACGUAUCUUAUUCGCCCUGGAGCCUCAGUAUCGGAUUUGUUACCCAAAUUCGGUCUCCAGUCCGUUUCACACCCCUGGAGUUGGUCGUGGAUCUGCCGGGGCCCUUGUCAAUCCACGUUCAAGUGGCUUUAGCUGUCACACUAGGCCUCGCCUCGAUUCUAUACCCUGUCGUCUGUCGAGGUAUUGUACAUUAA